AUGUCGGCUCCAGAGAGCAACAGGAAAGUUACAUCGGUGAGAAGGGGCAGGAUGCCUGUGGAUGGCAUCGUGACGAACGGAAGCACUGCACCGGACCGGCCGAAGGUGCAGGAUGUGCCGGACGACGAGGUUCUCAAUGACAUCAGUCUGAUGAAGACUUGUGGAACCAAAGAGACGGCUCUGAAAUGCAUACGCAUGCUUGACAAGUGCCUGGAGACGGGCAAGCUAGACCUAUCUGGAGAGGACAUGGCCGAGGAGAUGCUGGUGAAGACGAUCAAAGCUGUGGGCAAAAUCGGCGGCAUCAAGGGGCUGAUGCCAACUCGAACUUCGACUUUGCCGAUUAACGAGAUCAACCUCAGUGGCAACUCCCUUCUGACUCCACCAUCGCCGACGGAGCAUACUGCAGCAGUCAAGGCAAACUUGAAGCGCCGAGCAGAGACGGUGCAGCUGAUAGUGCAGUUCGUUCGAGUCUCAACAGAGGCACGCACGGUCAUCUUUGAUAACUGCAACCUGGAAGGCUACAGUCAUGACAAGGACGACCUGGUCGAGCUUGAGAUAGUACGGCUGGUGAAGAAGUUCGGAGCCGGAAAGAACUCGAGGUAUGCCGAGAAAGUUUCCCUGGCUGGCAACCGCUUCGGCCAAGAGUUUUGCCGGCGCAUCAUUGAGGGUGCCUACUGGGAACGCAAUCGACAUCCCGACAGAGAGACCAUGCCAAAGCUUUUCUUGGAUUUGUCUAAGAAUCGCAUACCGCACCCGGAACGAAUCGUGGAUGAGCUGAAGGAGGGGAAAACAGCUGGGGGACCUAUGAGCCUGGCGACCACAACCGACCCGGAAGAUGUUCGCAGGGAUGCGCUCAUCGUUCUGGACAUUACCGGUCAAAGAGAUCAUUCUCCUUCAGCUCCUCGUGAAGGGCGAAGGCCUCUGAUAGAUCAACUGCGCCAGGAGCGGCAGCGGAGGCCGUCGCCACGACGACCCUCCCGAAGUCCGCCCCGGCCUCGGUCGCGCAGCCGGUCCCGGUCGCCACCCAGACAGCGUUCUCCCAGCCGUCGCCGGGACAGCCGGCCGCGCGACAGCCGCAGGAGGGACAGCCGCGGCCGACGCUCGCCCUCUCGGCGCAGCCCAUCGAGGCGGCGACGUAGCCGCUCAGAUAGCAGGCAACCGCGUGGCAGGAGAGGCCGCUGA
This is a messenger RNA of Symbiodinium sp. CCMP2456, 1182 nucleotides long. NCBI's taxonomy places the organism in Eukaryota, Dinophyceae, Suessiales, Symbiodiniaceae. The record is from the annotation of a GenBank genome assembly.